CAAGGGUGGCAGCCAUGCAGAUCCUCGUCAACACCUGGACACGCUUGACCCACUGAUAGUUAAGACAUCAAACAAGUCAACCAUCCAGAUCUGUUGCCAUGAAGACCUCAGUUGUCUUCAUCUGCCUACUCCUCAUCCUUCCAGGAUGCACAGCGGAGGCUGUAGCGGGUGAAGGUGCUGACGACCAGCCUCACUUAUCCAAGAAAGAUGCUGAAGUACCGGCUGAAGCUGAUACAAACGAAGUCGAAAAGAACAUUGAAUCAAGACACGUAAGAUAUGGCAGCAGUAACGGCAUUGGAUGGGGAAGCAGAACUGCGAGGACCUACGGGACCAGAACUGGGAGCACUUACGGAAGAAGAACUGGGAGCACUUACGUAAGGAGAAUUGGUGGCAGUAGCAGCGUUGGAUGGGGAAGCAGAACUGGGAGCACUUACGGAAGAAGAACUGGGAGCACUUACGUAAGGAGAAUUGGUGGCAGUAGCAGCGUUGGAUGGGGAAGCAGAACUGGGAGCACCUACGGAAGAAGAACUGGGAGCACUUACGUAAGGAGAAUUGGUGGCAGUAGCAGCGUUGGAUGGGGAAGCAGAACUGGGAGCACCUACGGAAGAAGAACUGGGAGCACUUACGUAAGGAGAAUUGGUGGCAGUAGCAGCGUUGGAUGGGGAAGCAGAACUGGGAGCACCUACGGAAGAAGAACCGGUAUCAGAUUGGGAAGCAGAUUUGGAACCUUAUUCCGAAGGUGGGGACAGACACGCAGUGGAAUACGCCGACAAGGACACCGCAGGGGAGGCAUAGGUUGGAGAUAUGGGUGGAGACGUGGCUGGGGACAAAGCGGCGGCGGUAGCGGCGAUGAUAGUGGUGACGGUAGCGGCGACGGUAGCGGUGACGAUAGUGGCGACGGUAGUGGUAGCGGCGACGAUAGUGGCGACGGUAGUGGUAGCGGCGACGACAGUGGCGACGGUAGUGGUAGCGGAGACGAUAGUGGCGAUGAUAGUGGGGAUGAUAGUGGAGAUGACAGCGGCGAUGAUAGUGGUGAUGACAGCGGUGAUGAUAGUGGAGACGACAGCGGUGAUGAAAGUGGAGACGAUAGCGACGAUGAUAGUGGCGAUGAUAGUGGAGACGAUAGUGGCGAUGAUAGUGGCGAUGAUAGUGGUGACGAUAGCGAUGAUGAUAGUGGUGACGACAGUGGGGACGAUAGUGGUGACGAUAGCGAUGAUGACAGUGGGGAUGAUAGUGGUGACGAUAGUGGAGAUGAUAGCGGCGAUGAUAGCGGCGAUGAUAGUGGGGAUGAUAGCGAUGAUGACAGUGGGGACGAUAGUGGAGACGAUAGUGGUGACGAUAGUGGAGACAAUAGCGGCGAUGAUAGUGGAGACGAUAGCGGCGACGAUAGCGAUGAUGAUAGUGGUGACGACAGUGGGGAUGAUAGUGGAGAUGACAGCGGUGAUGAUGGUGGAGACGAUAGCGGCGAUGAUAGUGGGGAUGAUAGCGAUGAUGACAGUGGGGAUGAUAGUGGAGACGAUAGUGGUGCCGAUAGUGGGGAUGAUAGUGGGGAUGACAGCGGUGAUGACAGUGGGGAUGAUAGUGGAGACGAUAGUGGUGACGAUAGUGAUGAUGAUAGUGGUGAUGAUAGUGGGGACGAUAGUGGAGACGAUAGCGACGAUGUGGAUGACAGUGGGGACGAUAGUGGUGACGAUAGCGAUGAUGAUAGUGGUGAUGAUAGUGGGGAUGAUAGUGGGGACGAUAUGUGAUGAUGAUAGUGGUGAUGAUAGUGGGGACGAUAGCGGUGAUG
Molecule: messenger RNA, 1789 nt
Organism: Haliotis rubra (blacklip abalone)
Lineage: Eukaryota; Metazoa; Mollusca; Gastropoda; Lepetellida; Haliotidae
Product: clumping factor A-like
Exons: 4
Coding region: 99-1748 (549 amino acids)
Source: RefSeq, a predicted model, not a curated record